AUGUACAGGCAGUUCCUCGUCCGAGAAGACGACAGACGAUAUCAACGGGUCCUCUGGCGCGAUGCAUCGGGCGAAAUUAAAAUGUUCGAAUUGCAGACGGUGACGUUCGGACUAUCGGCCGCCCCGUACCUGGCGAUUCGCUGUCUAACUCAAUUGGCCCUGGACGAAGGCCAUCGGUAUCCUGAAGCGGCAAAAAUCUUACAGCGAGACUUCUACGUAGACGAUGCGCUGACCGCAGCAUCAACGAUCAGAGAAGCUCGCGCCAUCCGAGAGGAGCUAACCCAGCUGCUAACAUUAGCGGGCGUAAAUAUACGGCAAUGGGCAGCCAAUCAGAAGACAAUUCUCGAGGGUCUACCGGAGCAAGACGUUAACAAGAAAUUACAUCUUGGAGAAUCAUCCACGCUAAAGACUCUGGGAAUUGUUUGGAAUUCCAAAAACGAUUCCAUUACGUACGAAGUGCAGAUACGACCUGCCCCAUCACGCGUAACCAAGCGCAUCAUUACGUCGGAAAUUGCGAGAAUUUACGAUCCCCUUGGCCUCCUAGGACCCGUCAUCAGCGCCGCCAAGAUGCUGCUCCAAAAAAUCUGGACCAUCAAGGUGGACUGGGAUGAGUCUCUGCCCAUGGACAUCCACUCGGAAUGGAUCCAGUAUUACAAGCAACUAUCGAUGCUAAAUAACGUCGUGUUUCCCAGGAACACCAUCCCCCAUGCGUCGACGAUAACGGAGUUGCACGGGUUCUGCGAUGCCAGCGAGAAGGCUUACGGAGCGUGCGUGUACGUUCGCUCAACCGACAAACGCGGGCAAACACACGUGCAACUCUUGUUUGCAAAAUCAAAGGUCGCACCACUCAAGACGCAGUCGAUUCCGAGACUCGAACUUUGUGGGGCUUUGCUACUCACGAACCUAAUAGCUACGGCCAAGAAAGCAUUGCACGUGGAGAUCGACCGUGUAGUUCUCUGGACGGACUCUACCAUAGUGCUGCACUGGCUACAAACGUCUCCACACACGCUAAAAAC
Nomia melanderi (Alkali bee) is the source of this 1016-nucleotide messenger RNA. Lineage: Eukaryota; Metazoa; Arthropoda; Insecta; Hymenoptera; Halictidae. The record is from RefSeq and is a predicted model, not a curated record.